Messenger RNA from Strongylus vulgaris, 312 nucleotides. The record is from the annotation of a GenBank genome assembly. Lineage: Eukaryota; Metazoa; Nematoda; Chromadorea; Rhabditida; Strongylidae.
AUGCUCACUCGUGAAGACAAUCACACAGACGAGGACGAAAAUUGCACAACUGAACUCACCAACGAAGCUGAUCAGCAUGUGCCUCAACGUGAACUCGACCGCAUCACGGCAGCCGAGCAAAAUCAAAACAUUAAGACGAAGCUUGAGAUGCUCACUCGGGAGCUCGAAGUGGUAAAAGACGAGCGUGCUGUCACUGAUUAUGAUGUGCUGCACAUGGAGAAUAAGCGAGCUGGUCGGGACAAGUACAAGACUCUACGUCAAAUCCGCGGUGGAAACACCAAACGUCGAAUUGAUCAAUACGAAAAUAUGUGA